Messenger RNA from Zonotrichia albicollis (white-throated sparrow), 544 nucleotides. NCBI's taxonomy places the organism in Eukaryota, Metazoa, Chordata, Aves, Passeriformes, Passerellidae. The record is from RefSeq and is a predicted model, not a curated record.
GAAGGCGCAGGAGAACCAGAAGGAGAUGAAGCUGCUGCUGGACAUGUACAAAUCGGCGCCCAAGGAGCAGCGGGACAAGGUGACGCUGAUGGCGGCCGAGAGGAAGAGCAAGGCCGAGCUGGAGGAGCUGCGGUGCCGCUGGCGGGAGCUGGAGGAGCGCGAGCGCCGCGAGUCCAAACUCUUCCAUUCAUUCCUAUGGGUUCAUAACUGAUCUAUAACUAAUAAAUUAUUAUUAAAUUAUUAAUUAACGAUUAAUUAAUGAUUAAUUAACGAGCUGGAGGAGCUGCGGUGCCGCUGGCGGGAGCUGGAGGAGUCCAAACUCUUCCAUUCAUUCCUAUGGAUUAAUAAUUGAACAAUGAUUAAUAAAUAAUAAUAAGUCUUCCAUUCAUUCCUAUGGGCUAAUAGCUAAACAAUGACUAAUAAAUAAAUAAUAAGUUAUUAAUUAACGAUUAAUUAACGAGCUGGAAUAGAUGUGGUUUCGCUGGAGGAGCGCGAGCGCCGCAAGUCCAAACUCUUCCAUUCAUUCCUAUGGGUUUAUAAUUGA